UAUGCAGAGAAAUUACAUCAACAUUUAGCAUUUAAGUUUUCCAUGCCACAAAUUAUAGAAAUGUUUCAAAUGGAGUGGCAUGAAUACAUACUUAAAUUGAAAAGAGUAAUAAACUGCCAUUAGUCCACUUGUUAAAGUACGUUAUAAUAUUAGUAUAUCAAUUAUAAAUUAUAAUUAUAUCUUUCUAGCAAAUUGGAGGUGAAAUGUGGUCAUUAACACAAACUGUUGCUAUUUUUAUAAAUAAUAAAUUCCUUGGUAAUGAUAUGCAAUUCUUGCACUAUAUAAGUCAGGAUUAUAUUUUUAGCUUACCUGUUGGUGUAGAAUAUUAUGAAAAUCUUGCUGCAGAACAAUGCAAAAAAUUUAUGGAAAAAUCUAAAAGAAAAUAUGUUUAUUUCACAUUUUCUAUAGAUGAUACACCUAUUGGUUCAUUUGUGUUUAUGCUAUAUUCUGAUUUGUUGCCAUUAACUUGUCAAUAUUUUUUAAAUCUUUGCACUGGAUAUGAUGAAGUAAAAGAAUGUUACAAAGAUGCUUAUUAUAUAAAUACAUGUUUGCAUCGCAUAGUUAAAGAUGGAUGGCUCCAAUGUGGAGGUAUAGGAGGAUUUGAACCAUUUCAAUCGGAUAAAAAUAAUGCUGCUGACGUUACAAUACCUGAUGAAUCUUAUUGUGUUCCUCAUGAUCGUCGAGGAGUUCUUUCAAUGACAAAUGAUGGCAAACAUUGUAAUGGAUCACAAUUUGUUGUAUGUUUAAAACCAAAUCCUUGGAUGAAUCAUUUUUAUGUUGCUUUUGGAAACAUCAACCACCAGCAAGUAUAGAAGGAGAAGAUGUAAAAAUCACUGAUACUGCAUUUGAUUUUUACUCUAUUACACCAUGGCUUGAUAAUAUUGUGGAUAGUAUAGAUAUUCGCGAUACUGAAUCGCU
This is a messenger RNA of Bombus pyrosoma, 918 nucleotides long. RefSeq names its product probable inactive peptidyl-prolyl cis-trans isomerase-like 6. The record is from RefSeq and is a predicted model, not a curated record. The transcript is spliced from 5 exons. The coding region runs from base 204 to 812 and encodes 202 amino acids. Lineage: Eukaryota; Metazoa; Arthropoda; Insecta; Hymenoptera; Apidae. Gene Ontology annotation, biological process: protein peptidyl-prolyl isomerization. Gene Ontology annotation, molecular function: peptidyl-prolyl cis-trans isomerase activity.